This is a messenger RNA of Colletotrichum graminicola M1.001, 1893 nucleotides long. RefSeq lists its product as uncharacterized. The coding region runs from base 1 to 1893 and encodes 630 amino acids. The transcript is spliced from 2 exons. The record is from RefSeq and is a predicted model, not a curated record. Gene Ontology annotation, molecular function: ATP binding; ATP hydrolysis activity. Gene Ontology annotation, biological process: mitochondrial respiratory chain complex III assembly; protein insertion into mitochondrial inner membrane from matrix. Gene Ontology annotation, cellular component: mitochondrial inner membrane. NCBI's taxonomy places the organism in Eukaryota, Fungi, Ascomycota, Sordariomycetes, Glomerellales, Glomerellaceae.
AUGGACUUCACAACCCUAUUCAAGGGUAACCUCUCGGCCAUGGCCGAAAACAUGACUGGCGGGAGAUCUUACCCUGGCAACAACAAGAUGAUGGAAAGUUUGCUGCCUAUGCUCGGGGGGCAGUUCAACCCGGUCCUACGGUCACUGAUGCUCCUGUACCAGAUGAUCGGUUCCAACUUAGGACUCGAUCCGACCAUAGUCCUGACACUGGUUGGGUUCUUCUGGGCUGCCAACCGAGUUGUCCGUCAAGUAUACGGCGCCGUCUUUCGACUGAUUCAGGAAAACUUCAUGAGCAACAUUCACAUUACAAGCACGGACGAGAUUUACACGCAUAUGAUGAAGUGGUUGGCACUGCAACCGCUGAUGGCGAGCUCCCGCUCUUUGACGGCCGAAACCGUGAGUAAGACUGCUUGGGAAGAGGAAGAAGAGCUCGAGGCCCUGCAAACGAGGACCGUUGCUGGCAGUGGUGGUGGCGACGCCGAGUACCUUAACUUCUCCAACCAAGAAGCCAAAGCUCCCCCGAGAUAUGUUCCUGCAGUGGGCGUCCACGGUUUCUGGUACAAAGGCCGCUACUUUAGGCUUCAUCGAAAGCAACAGAGCGUUUUCGACGGAGAGGCGAACUAUGGGACGUUCAGAAAAGAGGAGGAUCUUAUUGUAUCGUGCUUUGGUCGGAGCCCAGAGCCUAUCAAGGAGCUCCUCCAGUUCGUCAAGGAGUUCUAUUACCAAGAUCACUACGCUCGCACGACGAUCAAACGCCCAAGCCCGGCGCCGAUGCGUCGGUACGGAGGGCGUUACAACUGGAGUCAGGUCGCCAACCGCCCUGUCCGGCCCAUGCGGACUGUUGUUCUCGACCCAAAGCAGAAGGCCCAAGUCCUUGCGGAUAUGAACGAAUACCUUCAUCCGGCCACUCCUCGCUGGUAUGCCAACAGGGGCAUACCCCUGAGACGCGGGUAUCUCUUCUACGGUCCACCGGGAACUGGAAAGACCUCACUAUCGUUUGCUUUAGCUGGCGUGUUUGGCCUCGACAUCUUUGUCAUCUCUCUGCUGGAGCCAACUCUAACAGAAGAAGAUCUCGGAACACUGUUUAAUUCAUUGCCCCGUCGAUGCGUGGUGCUGCUCGAGGAUAUCGACACGGCAGGUUUGAGCCGUUUGGACGAAGAAGUUGAUGCCGCCAUCUCCGAUGGCAAAAAUAACAAAGACUCUGAAGGCAACACAGGAGAAACCGGCAAGAAGUCCAACAAGGAUGAAUGGAAGGUAUCUGAUCUUGCACGCGCUCUGAAGAAAGAAUCCAAGGACGACAAAAAGGGAAUUUCGUUAUCUGGACUCCUGAACGCCAUUGAUGGUGUCGCAUCACAGGAGGGUCGCAUUCUGGUCAUGACGACAAACAAGCCCGAGUCUCUAGAUGAGGCUCUGAUUAGACCUGGCCGCGUCGAUCUCCAGGUCAGUUUCACCAACGCGACUCCUUCGCAAGCAACACAGCUCUUCCAUCGCAUGUACGAGGCGGAUGGUGCUUCUCCGGCCAAGCGCGCCGACGGGCAUCUCUCUCCACCCACGAACCCCGCGCCACCAGUUACAGCUGAAAGCGGCACGUAUUCAACAUCGUCUUCAUCGACUAUAUCCCCCACUUAUUCGUCCUUUUCUGAUACUCCCCUGCCGUCGGAGGCUGCUGCAGAGGCCGAGAAGGAGCACCAGUUCGACGUCGAAGAGCUGAGGCGGAUCGCAGCCGAGUUUGGCGCGCUAAUCCCCGAUGGACUGUUCAGUCCUGCCGAGAUCCAGGGUUUCUUGCUCAAACGCAAGAAGGAUCCCAGGCGGGCGCUGAAGGAGACUUCCGAGUGGGUCGAGGGAAUGAGGCUACAAAAGGAGAACAAGUCCAAGGUGCUCAAGGUGCAGUGA